Messenger RNA from Cajanus cajan (pigeon pea), 851 nucleotides. It is a transcript of the gene GPX8, whose product is annotated as glutathione peroxidase 8. The record is from RefSeq and is a predicted model, not a curated record. NCBI's taxonomy places the organism in Eukaryota, Viridiplantae, Streptophyta, Magnoliopsida, Fabales, Fabaceae. Gene Ontology annotation, molecular function: peroxidase activity. Gene Ontology annotation, biological process: response to oxidative stress.
AGGUUUCAACGAAGAAAUGAUGUGUUCCUGUUCCAUUUUAACGAGUAAGUUGAGUUCCUCUUCUAGUCUUGGGCUGUAGGCGAUGACGACCGAAUCCUCCAAGGAUCCAAAGUCCUUGUACGACUUUGCUGUUAAGAAUGCUAAGGGAGAUGUUGUCGAUCUCUCCACUUACAAGGGAAAAGUCUUGCUCAUUGUCAAUGUUGCUUCUAAAUGUGGUUUGACCAACUCGAAUUAUGCGGAGCUGAAUCAAUUAUAUGAGAAGUAUAAAGACGAAGGCCUGGAGAUUCUGGCAUUUCCAUGUAAUCAAUUUGGUGAGCAAGAACCAGAAAGCAAUGAUAAAAUUGUGGACUUUGUCUGCACUCGCUUCAAAUCUGAAUUCCCCAUCUUUGAUAAGAUUGAAGUGAAUGGGGAAAAUUCUUCUCCUGUGUAUAAAUUCUUGAAGUCAGGGAAAUGGGGUAUUUUUGGGGAUGAUAUUCAGUGGAACUUUGCCAAGUUUGUGGUUGAUAAGAACGGACAAGUAGUGGGUCGCUACUAUCCCACCACUUCUCCUCUCAGCCUUGAGCGAGACAUCCGUCAGCUUCUGGGUAUUGAGUGAAGGCAAAAAGAUACAAUGUGGCCUAUCUCAUGUCUUCCUGAGUUCAUUAUGCAAUGUUAUGUAAUAUGCACAAACUAAUGUCAUGGACAUCAUUCAGACCAUGUUUCGUAAUGACUUCCUUUAAUUUCAUUUCUAUCAUUCUCCCAGCUAUUUAAUGCAUAUUCCUCGUUUGUUUUUUUAACCCUCAACGUUCCAUGUUUGUAAUAAAUAGGUGAAACCUAUGAAAGCUCCAAUUUUAAUUGAUUUUGUUUGUUCA